Alternaria arborescens is the source of this 282-nucleotide messenger RNA. RefSeq lists its product as hypothetical. The transcript has a single exon. Lineage: Eukaryota; Fungi; Ascomycota; Dothideomycetes; Pleosporales; Pleosporaceae. The record is from RefSeq and is a predicted model, not a curated record. Bases 1 to 282 code for a protein of 93 amino acids.
AUGACCGCAGUAGGCACAGCCGUUGUCAACGCAAUCAGAAUCCUUAAUACAACCGUAUUGGUAGCACGCCUGUCGCUUCUCGAUUAUGUCCAACAAGUCUCUCGGAUGAUGCCUAGGGGAUAUAUCUCCUCGCUAUGUCUCGUUCAUCAGAUACAAGGCCAGCUUAAUGCUAGGAGAGGGGGACUGACCUUUUCCCUAGAUGAGUCCGGGAUGGCUACCGCUGCGACUGCGAAGGUAAAGAGGGCGACGAUUGAUGAGCGCAUGCUAGGCAAGGUAGUAUGA